UUGGUUUAUUAAUACAUAUUACAAUAUAAUUUAUUGUUAUUGUUUAUUUUAUGACGUAAAUAUACUAUAAAGUUUCAUCUCAAUGGUAAUGUUAACAAGAAGUGCAUAUAGAAAAGCGUCUGAGAGUUUCAGUAGCAGUGAUAUAUCUCAAAACAAGAAAAUUCCACCAUGGUGCUCAUCAGGGAAAGUUACAGAAAGGAAACCACGGAAAGUUGCGUCUCCAUACUGGGAAAUGCGAUCUUCGUAUCCUUUCCGGGAGAACAUAUGGGAGUAUCUUUAUGAAGAUAAGAGUAAAAACUUGAAGUGCGGUUGCAAAAGAAAGAAAGCACGCUGCAAACAAAGGAUUAACCACAAAAGUAACGGGAAAACUCUUAUAACGCUUUUGUUAGCGUUUAUCUGUUUUUGUACAAUAGUAUCUCUAUGUAUGAAUAACAAGUUUCCACAAAUCAAUUGGUUACCCAAAUUAAUAUCGAAUGACAAGUUUACGUAUCUAGUGGCGACGGAGGACUCCAUUUUAGUCAAUGAGAAAUGUUGCAGGCAGAUGAGAUAUUUGGCUGCGGAACUAAUUCGAGCCCAAAAAACUCUAAGCCGCACACUCCGAGUUCGGAAGGCGAUGGUGCCAUAUGCUGCGCAAGCUGGUAACAGAGAAGCUCUGUACAAAAGCCGGAUAGCAGAUGCGUCGGUGACAAAGGGUACGGAUACUGUAGAAUGGGGUGGCCGCUUAGCACUAUGGGGGGUUGUACCACUGUGGCGAGCCGCGCCGCCACCCGACAUUGUACUGGCUUUACGGAAACCUACGCCGGCCGACUGUUGGCCUUUCAUGGGUUCUUAUGGUGAGAUCGUCAUCGAAUUGACUGAGCAGCAAGUCAUCCAAUGUAUAAGCAUUGAACACUUACAACCAGACACCGCUCUAAGCGCACCCAAAGAAUUCGUACUAUAUGGUAUCUUAGAAAAUGGCACGUGGAUAAAUGCAAUUCACGGACAAUACUACGGGAAUGGAGCAGCUAAACAGUAUUAUCAAACAAGCAAAAGUGUUCAAUUGAAACGCCUUGUAUUUCGCGUGCUCUCAAACCAUGGGAACCCAACCUAUACCUGCCUAUAUAGAAUACAUGUAUACAGUAUUAAACAUAAGAUAUUGUAAUGUUCUUAAUAAAAAUACUAUGUUUGAUAAAUAUUUCUAGCAAUUAGUUUAUUUCGUCCCUUCCACAAAGCAACUACUUUUAUGAGAGUUUGCACAACAUUUACGUGAAUUGAACUAAAAUUUAAAUAUGUAAUAACCUGUAAUACUUCUAAGUUAGCAGUUUCAGACAAAAAUUGUAUCGUUUUAAUUGAAGUGGGCUUGAAUAUGUUGAUAAAACCUUCAAGUUACUGGCAAAUAUGUCAUGCAGUGCUCAAAAAAUUGUAGCAUAGAUAAUAUAUGUUAAAAAUCCAGGUUAUAUGUGGUGCGCACAAAAAAGGUAAUCGAGUUCCAUAUUCUACUUCAAACUAUUUCGUUUCUUUUGCUGCUGUAAUAACUCUCUGAUACAGAAAAAUAUUCCUUUCUAAGGCAAGUUUCAACAGACCAAUCCAAUA
Messenger RNA from Achroia grisella, 1572 nucleotides. RefSeq lists its product as uncharacterized. Gene Ontology annotation, biological process: nuclear envelope organization. The transcript is spliced from 8 exons. Gene Ontology annotation, molecular function: protein-membrane adaptor activity. The record is from RefSeq and is a predicted model, not a curated record. The coding region runs from base 83 to 1141 and encodes 352 amino acids. Gene Ontology annotation, cellular component: nuclear envelope. NCBI's taxonomy places the organism in Eukaryota, Metazoa, Arthropoda, Insecta, Lepidoptera, Pyralidae.